GAACAAUGGAUGGUAAUACAAUAAACCCACGUAUUUUACCGGUCGAUUGGCUACACUGAUUAGGUAUCUGGAGCUGCCAACUAUUUUAAAUUUCAGUGUUGCUUAUAUUCAUUUUUCAACUAAAUGGUUUAAAUUGGUAUAAGUAGAUAACACGAUUUUUACAUAAUUUGUAUUAUAAGAGUAGCAUACAUUGUUUCUUAAUUAUAUACUUGAAGUUACAUGAAAACACAUAAGUUUUGAAUAUUAAUUAGUAACAUGGAAAAUGUAGAAGAAAUAACUAAAAAUUUUAAAAACUUUUAUUUAUACAAUAAAUUUGAAGAAGAUUUAAAUGAUGAUUUGAAAACUGCGAGUUCCAAAAGAAAAUGCUUAUACCAAUCAUUUAUGCUUGCAAAUUGCUUGGAAGAAUCAAGCUGGCUAUGGAGUCAUAUGAAAUGUGAAUUAAAAUCAUAUUCUAAUUUAGUUGAUCAUAAUAAAGGUAUUAAUAAUUUUAUGAAUGCUGUAGAGGAAUUAACAUUUGGAUCUAACAAAGCAAAAUUGUGGAAAUUGAGCAGUAACUUUGAUGUAAAUAAUGCAGUUAAUAUAUUUAAAAAGUCAAUUGGAUGCCCAAACCCAAAAACAUGUAAAACUGAGGAUAAUACAGAUUUUGUUAUUGAUUGUACUAGAACUUGUGAAAUUUCACAAUAUUUAAAUAAAAAUGAUCUUCAAAAUAAUUUUAAAGAAGUGCAAAAACCAGUAAUUUCAAGUAACCAAAAAGUCAAUAAUUAUCCUCAAAGUAACUCGCUAAAUGAGAAAACUAAUGAUAAAUCAGUAAAAAUGUCUCAUUUUACAACACAACAUUUAAAUAGUAGAAAAAGAAGUAAAUAUGAUGAUAACUCUCCUUUAAAUUCACCACCUGAUCAUAAAACUAAAAGGGAAAAAGAAUCUCCAGCAGUUAAUAACAAUCAAUCGCAAUUUGGCUUUCACACUGCAAAAACUGAAUUACAUAUACAAGUUAAAAAACAAAAUAAUCACAUAUCUAGUUCAUCAGAUACAUUAAUAAAAAAAUCGCUUGGUGUCAAUAAAUCUCGCAGUGUUGUUAGCAAAUUUGUUAAUCCACUGGCUGACAACCAACAAAAUAAUCAAGCCAAAGAAGAAAAAUUUAAUGAAUCAUUGUCUAAUGAUAAUGUUGAAGAUAAUCCUUAUUUAAAAAAUAUUGAUCCUAAAAUGGUUGAAAUGAUUAGAAACGAAAUAAUUGAAUGUAAAAAUCCAAUUACUUGGAAUGAUAUAUCUGGUUUACAGUUUGCUAAAAGUACCAUUCAAGAGUCUGUUAUUUGGCCAUUGUUAAGACCAGAUAUUUUUAAAGGUAUUCGAAGACCCCCUAAAGGUAUUUUGUUAUUUGGUCCUCCUGGAACUGGAAAAACAUUAAUUGGUAAAUGUAUUGCAUCACAAUCUAAUUCAACAUUUUUUAGUAUAAGUGCCUCAACUAUAACUUCUAAGUGGAUUGGAGAAGGUGAAAAAUCUGUAAGGGCUUUGUUUGCCGUUGCUAGAUGUCAUCAACCAGCUGUAAUUUUUAUUGAUGAAAUUGAUUCUUUAUUAUGUCAAAGAAGUGAACAAGAACAUGAAAGUUCUAGGAAAAUAAAAACUGAGUUUCUUGUUCAAUUGGAUGGAGCAGGUACAAGUGAUGAUGAUAGAAUAUUAAUUAUAGGUGCUACUAACAGACCUCAGGAACUUGAUGAAGCAGCUAGAAGACGAUUAGUGAAAAGACUAUAUAUUAGAUUACCAGAUCUUCAAGCCAGAAAAGAAAUGAUUAAAAAGCUGGUUAGUUCAGAAAAUCAUGUUUUAACUGAAGAAGAUUUAGAUAAAAUAGCUUCUAUGAGUGAUGGUUAUUCAGGUGCUGAUAUGAAAAGUUUAUGUCAAGAGGCAUCUUUGGGACCUAUUCGAUCUAUAAGUUUUGAAAUGAUUAGUAAUAUUCAAGCGGAUCAAGUUCGCCCAAUUAAUCUAAGUGAUUUUUUGUCUGCAUUGAAAUCUGUGCUUCCUAGUGUAUCUUCAGAAGAUUUAAACCAUUAUGUUUCUUGGAAUGAAAAGUUUGGGUGCAGUGAUAAAGGAUGUUAAUACAUAUACUUAAAUUUCUUGAAAAUUCAUAAUUUAAUGUUUAUAUUUUAUUUUAUUUAUCUAUUUUAUAUAUUCAUAGUUGAAAGUUUUUAUUAUAUAUUUUUGUAACCUAUUUUAUAAAUAAAUAAUCCAAAAUAAUAAUUUUUACUUUGAUACUGUAUCAAUAGUAGGGUGAAGUAAAGAAUUCUAGUAAUACAGUAUUUUUACAUAUUUUUUGUUAAAAUAUGUUAUAAAGGUUAAAAAAAAAUUAUUUAGCCUGAAUUUUGUAUACCAGUUUAAUUUGUAUUUAUUCUAUGGAUAAAUAUUAGUACUGUAUAGGGAUGUUUGGUUAAGUAAAUAAAAAAUCAAUACUCGAAA
Messenger RNA from Daktulosphaira vitifoliae (grape phylloxera), 2448 nucleotides. Its product is annotated as fidgetin-like protein 1. NCBI's taxonomy places the organism in Eukaryota, Metazoa, Arthropoda, Insecta, Hemiptera, Phylloxeridae. Bases 256 to 2091 code for a protein of 611 amino acids. Gene Ontology annotation, molecular function: microtubule severing ATPase activity; ATP hydrolysis activity; ATP binding. The record is from RefSeq and is a predicted model, not a curated record. The transcript has 14 exons.